UUAGCCCAGCUGAGGCAGAACCAAAGUGUUCACCGCGUCUGCGCAAUGCACACCUCUGAAGACUUGGUCCAAGAGUCCAAAGUUUCGUGGAGCUGCUGGUGUCCGCUGCCCAGUAGCUUCGUGAGUCGGCUUCAGCUGUGGCCGCUGUCAGCUGGAGGCGUGCGGGGGCUGAGGUGGGAAGAAGCAGCCGCAGCAUGUACCGCCUGAGGAAGGGCCUGUACGCGGCUCUGGCCGGCGGCGUCGGCUCCUCUCUCGGUCUCCUGGGCUGCCCUCAGCUCAUGCGACUUCCCUCCUGCCCUGGCAGCUUCAGGGGGCUGCAGCAGGGAAACUGCCCCUGUCCAGGUGCUGAUACAGUGAAGCCACUCGACGGUGUGAGAAUUCUUGAUCUAACAAGGGUACUUGCAGGACCUUUCGCCACUAUGAACCUGGGAGAUCUUGGAGCUGAAGUAAUUAAAGUGGAAAAACCAGGAUCUGGAGAUGAUACCCGAUCCUGGGGACCACCAUUCGUUGGAACUGAAAGUGUUUAUUUUCUCAGUGUGAACAGAAAUAAAAAGAGUAUAGCUGUUAAUAUGAAGAAGCCCAAGGGAGCAGAGAUAAUUAAAGAGCUCGCAGCUGUCUGUGAUGUCCUUGUGGAAAACUAUGUCCCUGGAAAACUGGCUGGAAUGGGCCUGGGUUAUGAUGACAUUAACAAAGUUGCACCUCACAUUGUUUACUGCUCAAUAACAGGCUAUGGUCAGACUGGUCCAAAAUUUCAACGAGCGGGUUAUGACUCGGUUGCAGCUGCUGUUUCUGGGCUCUUGCAUAUCACAGGGCCUGAGGGUGGUGAGCCAGUUAGGCCAGGAGUAGCUAUGACUGACCUUGCCACAGGACUAUAUGCAUAUGGAGCAAUUAUGGCUGCACUUCUUCAACGACAUAAAACAGGGAAAGGAAUGCACUUGGAUUGCAAUCUGCUUUCAUCUCAGGUUGCCUGCCUUACCUAUAUAGCAAGUAAUUUCCUAAACUGCAGAACAGAAUCCAGACGGUGGGGCACUGCGCAUGCAAGUAUUGUGCCAUAUCAGGUGAGCUAAUGGUCAAAUAAGUGU
Messenger RNA from Python bivittatus (Burmese python), 1082 nucleotides. The record is from RefSeq and is a predicted model, not a curated record. Lineage: Eukaryota; Metazoa; Chordata; Lepidosauria; Squamata; Pythonidae.